Molecule: messenger RNA, 423 nt
Organism: Seminavis robusta
Lineage: Eukaryota; Bacillariophyta; Bacillariophyceae; Naviculales; Naviculaceae
Source: the annotation of a GenBank genome assembly
AUGGUCAACAAGCCGUGUGCUAGGAGGGGUGCUACUUGCAGUGCUGAUACCGGUAGCCUUGGGCUUCAGCUUGCUUCCUCCAAGGCCACCAACUACUCGAGGUUGAUCCAAAGGUUCGGACAUCGUUCAAGUGCAGCUGCAGCAGCAAACCUUUGGCUACAUUCCUCAGUAAUUCCAAGUCGAGGGCGAGAACCGUGGGUCGAGUCAGUCCUGCAUGUGGUGAGGGAUGAGUACUCGUACGAAGCGCGAGCAAGAAGUGGAAGAGUGGAAGUGAUCAUUGCUGACCGCGAUAGUCUGCGGCUGUCCAUAUCAGCGUACAGAGAAAUAAGCAAUAGAACAGUUGAAGUUGCCAGACGAGCAUCACAACAAGGGUCUGUGAGCCAUCUGCUCAUACUUUAUUGCCAUAGUCCCAGUGCCCCUUGA